Molecule: messenger RNA, 735 nt
Organism: Dicrocoelium dendriticum
Lineage: Eukaryota; Metazoa; Platyhelminthes; Trematoda; Plagiorchiida; Dicrocoeliidae
Source: the annotation of a GenBank genome assembly
GAUUUAUAUAUCGCUGCGUUUGAUCCAUACAUUGAUACCAUGUUCAUACUCGUGAGGCGCAUUCGCAAUUCCUUCAAGCUUUUUCAACGUGGAUUCCAUAAUGCGAAAAUUGCUUCACGCACUUUGUGCUAUCCACUUUUUGGAUCCUCCGCCCUCAUCGGUACUUAUUUGUGCUUUCUACUUUUGACUGACGAUGAGGAGACGCCCACAUUUUAUCCAAAAAACACCAGUGCUACUCUUAUCCGUCGGCUUCCAUUUAAUGCGACUUCCAGGCUCAUCUGUUGGCUUGCCGAGUGCCCUGUGCCAGUCCUCGCCCGCCCGGUCAUUUAUUCUCUAUAUGCAGCCUUAUUUGGUUGCGAUUUGAGUGAGUUAAAAUACACGGAUCUGAAGCGGUACGCAUCUGUUUCGGAUUUCUUCUCACGAGAACUAGCGGCUCAUUGCCGCCCUAUUGACGAAGCGGCUGCUUUGGUCAGUCCAGCCGAUGGGAAAAUUCUCCACAUCGGCUCUGUCGAUCGAGUUCACCCAGUUCUGGAGCAAGUAAAGGGUAUUAAUUAUUCUUUGAGAGAAUUCCUGGGUCCUGUGAGCUUUGAUAUGGAUCAUGCGAGGAGUGAUAGUCGUCAGAAAAAUAGCCUUCGGUUGUACCAAUGUGUCAUCUAUCUUGGCCCCGGCGAUUGUCAUCGUUUUUUUAAUCCGACCGACUGGACUGUGUUGGUUCGACGUCAUUUUCCAGGUUAG